This is a messenger RNA of Venturia canescens, 1290 nucleotides long. RefSeq lists its product as uncharacterized. NCBI's taxonomy places the organism in Eukaryota, Metazoa, Arthropoda, Insecta, Hymenoptera, Ichneumonidae. The transcript has 3 exons. The record is from RefSeq and is a predicted model, not a curated record. The coding region runs from base 511 to 1290 and encodes 259 amino acids.
UUCGAUGGAUCAAAAGCUAGUCCAGGCGCUGUUGGAUAAUUUUUAAAAUAGAACUGUUAAACUAUGAAACUUGGCAAACGAAUUCAUGACAAAUGUCUGGAAUAAGUCACUGUGAGAAGGUGUAGUGGCCUUGAAUCCGGGACAGCUUCUUAUUUGGUUGUUACGGUCGUCCCCUUUCACUUUGACAUUUUUUUGGCUAGCAGCGCAAAAAUUCCGAGAACUUUCUAGUGUGUGAGAACUGAAGUUCGAGAACUUCUAGUGGAGAGUUGCUAACUGUUUUUUCGACCACGUUCGAGCACAGUAGGCGAGUAACUGUCGAACACGUCACAAAUAUUAUAGCUGUAAAAAAACUCUUUCGAAUAUCACUUUUGUGAGUGAAUCUUAUCAGUUUGGUGUAAUUAAUCAGCGAAUUUUUGUAGUUAAUUGUGUCUAUAAACUGUUCGGAGUACUUCAAAAUUGUGCAUGCAUCUUACGCGUGCAUGACGCAACAAAAAUUAAACAUCGCUCGCCAUGGAGUCUCCAAACAAAGACGACCUAAAAGGAGAUUGGCAUGAAGAAAAUUUAUCAGAUACAGAAGACGACGAUCUGUGGGAAGAUAGUUGCGAUAGCUGUUUUCUGUGCGAUAAUCCCAUGGAACCCUCGGAAUCGUGCGUGGUAAAAAAACGAGGCAUCAGUAGACUAAUACAGUCGAGUAUAAAACGGAAUGAUGGGAAAGAUCUGAAGCUGCGAACAUUGCGAGAAGUGGCCGUGCAUCAAACUUGUCGAAGAAUGUAUUUACGGGAAUCGAAUAUAAAAACACCGUUGAAGAAAUCCAACGUCAGGACCGUUAAGGCCAAGGAAGCAGGGGGGAAAAGAAGGCUGGUCGGGUUGGCCGCUGAAGUUAUAUUGCAAGACAUCCGAGCACGGAAAUUUGGUACAGACUCGUCAACUAAUUCUGUAAAUAACGGAACUGGAGGCAUUCCAGAAACGUUGAAAUUAUUUCUCGACAUUUUAAUUAAAACGCACAAACGAUCUUCGAAGGGCAGGCGCUGGGCAAAGUGGGAGAAAAUAAUUAUUGCUGUCGCCUAUAUUUUAAUAUCUUUUGUCAUACCGCAAACAUUUAUUUCUCCAAUUGUAUUAGAACUUUCGAAUAUGGUCCUCGCUAAAUUUGCCGAAAAAGUUGAAGCUAACGGAUUUGACAAUUCGGUCGAGGAUAGCCCGUCGAAUUUCCAUUCGAAACGAUCGACCGGAAAGAGAAUAUUGAUGGAAUGGUUGACUUACGAGACGUCUCGACGUCAGGUAAAAGAAUAA